CACCACAGCAGUUUUGCAAUCCUCAAGAGCGACUCAUUAGCGGCCCCGCACGGUUCCAAGUUUCUGCUGGUCACCGAACCUAUCUUUUGAAUCUUUUGAAUUUGCUCCGUCGCAAGCGCCUGUCGGCUGCACACACGCGCCCAAAAUGUCGGACUACGUCGAGCUGCCCCCCAGUGUCCGGAAACGGUUUUACGAGCCGGUCGUGCUACUGGACGCUCUCAGAUCCGUCUACCUCAUGGAUCACAGAGUCUCCGAACCUGAUUUAGAGUCGGCGUCCGGCAAGUCUUCCGAGCAGACGUACUACAGCUUUCUCAACAAACUGGCGCAGAUCUGCGACAGCGAGUCUAAGCAGCCGCUCGGGAAGACCGUGACCGCCAUCGUCGUGCUGGACUACGGGAGCAUAGAGUACCGCCUGGCCUCCAACCAACGGAGCACCCGUGAGUUGGACACGGUCAAGGAAUACCUGACAGGAAUCCUGCAGCUGCUCGCCGAUGCCCGCGAGGAUGAGCUGAAUGACAAGGCGUUCACCGCCCGUCUACUCUCGGACAUCUUGGAGAGGGUUCUGGCCUUCAAUCGUCCAAGAAUCGAGGGAUAUCUGGAUUCGCUGUCUGACGAGGGCCGGAUUGACUUCUGCAUCAAUUCAUCGGCUGCCGACGGGACAAGCGAUGGGAAAGCAGUUGCCGAGGCGCUGCGAAGCCUCGUACCGCACAUCAAUGCUGCACGCAGCGCACCGCGGAUCAAAAGCGAUGAGUUCGCCCGUCACUCUGCGGUACUCCUUGAGACCAUCCACUCUCAUUACGAGCGCUGCCUCGAGGAGUACAUGAGGAAUAAGACGCGGAGCAACAGCAGCAUCGCCGACAGCCCGUGGGGCGAGGUCCGACACGCCGUGGGCCGCCUCCUGUCGUACUACAUCGCCAUCAAGGUCAUCAUCUCGGCCCGCAAGUCCUGGCCGCAAAUUUUCGCCAACUUCGAAGUGACCUGGAUCCCCUCCAGCGAACCCUCUACCGACCCGCCCGUCAUCCGCCGCACGGCCAACGGCAUCCUCAGCCGCAUGGGCCGCAACAAGGAGACCAUCGAAGCCUACCAGCGCCACGCCAAGAGCCUGCAGGCUUUCGGUCUGGACGACCGCAUCCGGCAGCGCGCCAGCCCGGGCCGCUUCCGCCCCAUCGUGCACGCCGAGGUCAACUUGCUGGCCUCGGUGCUGCGCGACCAGGCGGUGGCGGAGGCCGAGGGCGACGACCCGGUCCGCUUCUUCGACGAGGCCGCCUUCGGCCGCUACGUCGGCACCAGCAAGCCGACGUGCCUGCUGUGCCGCUUCUACUUCGCGGCGCACCCGUCGGGCGUGCGCUGCCGCGAAUCGCACGGCAACCUGUACUACAACUGGCGCGCCCCCGACGUUGCUGUCGCCGAGGGGCCCGACGCCGCGCGCCAGCGGCUGGACAUCCUCGAGAGCAUGAUCAAGGACGUGCGCGCCGAGACCUCGCGGGCGAUCAGGGAGCGCUCGUACCCACGCCGGAAGCACGACUCGCGGGACACGCCGACGAAUCCGCUGUGGAGUACGCAGCGGGGGAGCUCGGUCAGGGGAGGGAACGACGAUGAUGACCUGGCGUCGAUGAUGGGCCAGGUCAACUUGGAUUCGGCAUCUACGAGGGGCUGGAACGACUCCAUGUCCUCGAGGGAGACGACUCCUGAAGGUCAUGUGUCGGCUGCGGAUGAUGACGACGAGGAUCCGGAGGACGGCGGGGCACGGUUGUAGGUUUUGCUGGUUUACUACCACAAUGACUGUUUUCUGGUGAUGGUGGAUUAAGAUUGAUUGAUUAUUCGAUAUCACGAAUUGUACGCUGAUCCUUUUUUUGCAAUUAAAUAUCCUU
This is a messenger RNA of Thermothielavioides terrestris NRRL 8126, 1871 nucleotides long. RefSeq lists its product as uncharacterized. Lineage: Eukaryota; Fungi; Ascomycota; Sordariomycetes; Sordariales; Chaetomiaceae. The record is from RefSeq and is a predicted model, not a curated record. The coding region runs from base 146 to 1756 and encodes 536 amino acids. The transcript is spliced from 3 exons.